UAGAGAGAGAGAGAGAGAGAGAGAGAGGGAGGGAGAGGAGGAGAAGCCAUCGCUCUCCAUGGAAGUCCACAUUAGCAAAUAGCUACCUUGGGACCCGUCAGAGCUCUUGGUUUAGCCUUAUCGCUUGCCUUCAACCUCCUCCACUCUCGCAACCAUCCAAGCUCUCAGUUUUUUCUCUUUGGGGUUGAUGCGGAGGAGAGCUAGAGGAUUGAGCUUUUUGUUUUUGUUUUUGUUUUUGUCAUUGGGAACUGAGUUCUGGAUGUAGAUGUGGUCUGGAAGUUGGUGGUUUUGUUAUGGGGAUCUGUUCUAUGUUGGAAAGUUGAGAGCUUUUUGGUUUCUGGAUCUUGGGUUUUUUGUUUUCUUUUUCGCAUCUGUGUUUGAAGGAGAAAUAGAUAGCUUUGGCCAUUAGGAAGUUGUUUUUGAGGUUGAGGUUGAGAAACAGAAAGGUUUUAUUUGGGGGAGUUGAGGUAUUUGUUCUGGAGAUUGUUCUGUUUUUUGCUUUUCAGCAUUGGCAUUAGUUAGAGAUUCUGGAAUUGCGAUCCUUUUAGGGAUUUGGAGUUUCGGGAGGAUUGGUUCUGUGUUUAAUUUAGGUUUAUUUGGGGGUUUGGAACUGCGAAUUGGAGGCAGUGAUGGCUUCGGCACCGAUUGAUGAGGAGAGCUGCAAAGGGAGUAUGUGGGUGUUGGAUCAGAAGCUUGAUCAACCCAUGGAUGAGGAGGCCGGUCGUCUCAAGAACAUGUACAGAGAGAGGAAAGUUUCAUAUAUGUUAAUUUUGCGGCUAGCAUUCCAGAGUCUUGGGGUGGUGUUCGGAGACUUGGGUACAUCACCGUUGUAUGUGUUCUAUAAUACAUUUCCGCAUGGGGUGGAUGAUAAGGAGGAUGUUAUUGGAGCUCUUUCUAUGAUUAUAUACACUCUUACUAUGAUUCCUCUCCUCAAAUAUGUGUUCAUUGUGUUGCGAGCUAAUGAUAAUGGACAAGGUGGCACAUUUGCACUUUACUCCCUACUAUGCCGUCAUGCAAAAGUCAAUACCAUUCCUAACCAGCAUCGAACAGAUGAAGAGCUCACUACAUACAGUCGUGAGCCAUAUGACGAAAACUCACUUGCUGCAAAGAUCAAGAGAUGGAUAGAGGCCCAUUCAUACAAGAAGAAUGCCCUUCUUAUUCUUGUCCUUAUCGGCACAUGCAUGGCAAUUGGGGAUGGGAUUCUCACUCCUGCUAUAUCAGUUCUAUCAGCGUCAGGUGGGAUUAGAGUGGAUCACCCUCAAAUGAGUAAUGAUGUGGUUAUAGUUGUUGCUGUGGUAAUACUGGUUGGAUUAUUUAGCUUGCAACAUUAUGGAACGGAUAAAGUAGGAUGGCUUUUUGCUCCUGUUGUUCUUCUCUGGUUUAUACUAAUAGGAUCCAUUGGUGCUCUGAACAUAUGGAGGUAUGAUAGUUCCGUUCUCAAGGCUUACUCUCCAGUCUUUAUAUACCGAUAUCUCAAAAAAGGACAUUGGGCUUCCCUUGGAGGAAUUAUGCUUAGCAUCACAGGGACAGAAGCAUUAUUUGCAGAUCUGUGUCAUUUCCCCGUCUUAGCUGUUCAGAUCGCAUUUACUAGUAUUGUCUUCCCCUGCCUUCUUUUGGCAUAUACCGGGCAAGCUGCUUACAUUUUGGAUAACCAAGGGCAUGUGUUUGAUGCUUUCUACCGUUCCAUUCCUCAUGCUGUCUACUGGCCGGUUUUUAUUAUUGCCACAUUGGCAGCUAUAAUUGCUAGUCAAGCUACCAUAUCUGCAACAUUUUCAAUAAUAAAACAGGCGCUGGCACUUGGUUGUUUUCCUCGGGUGAAUGUUGUUCACACAUCAAAGAAAUUUCUUGGUCAGAUAUAUAUUCCAGACAUCAAUUGGAUUCUCAUGAUACUCUGCAUUGCUGUUACUGCCGGAUUCAAAAACCAGAGUCAAAUCGGAAAUGCAUAUGGAACUGCGGUGGUGAUAGUCAUGCUAGUGACAACACUGCUGAUGAUACCUAUAAUGCUGUUAGUAUGGAGGAGCCACUGGUUACUUGUCGUUAUCUUUACUGCCUUAUCUCUGUUUGUGGAGCUGACAUAUUUCUCGGCCGUGCUCUUCAAGGUAGAUCAAGGUGGCUGGGUUCCUCUUGUCAUUGCUGGCACCUUCCUGAUUAUCAUGUAUGUGUGGCACUAUGGUACUGUGAAGCGCUAUGAGUUUGAGAUGCACAGCAAAGUCUCAAUGGCCUGGAUCCUCGGCCUUGGCCCCAGCCUUGGCCUGGUUCGGGUGCCUGGUAUAGGUUUUGUAUAUACUGAACUGGCUUCUGGUGUACCCCACAUCUUCUCGCAUUUCAUCACCAACCUCCCCGCCAUCCACUCUGUUGUUGUCUUUGUGUGUGUGAAGUACCUUCCGGUUUAUACUGUUCCUGUGGAUGAAAGGUUUCUAGUGAAAAGGAUUGGACCGAAAAAUUUCCAUAUGUUCCGUUGCGUUGCAAGGUAUGGGUACAAAGACCUUCAUAAGAAAGAUGAGGACUUUGAGAAGAUGCUCUUUGACAGUCUCUUGCUUUUUGUCCGAUUGGAAACAAUGAUGGAUGGGUACACUGAUUCGGAAGAGUAUAGUCUCGGUGGACAACAGACUGAGAGAUCCAUUGAUUUGCUUCUGACCGACAAUGGUGAUUCACUUUCAUCGGUCCCGGAAGACUACACAAACCAAUCCACCUGUGAUUCUAUUGUGCCUGUGAAGGUUCUCGGAAGAGGACAAAGUCUGGUAAGGUCAUCUGGGCAGACAAGCCAGAGCACUGGGGAUGAAUUGGAGUUCUUGAACAGGUGCAAGGAAGCUGGGGUGGUGCACAUACUUGGGAACACCAUUGUAAGGGCAAGAAGAGACUCUACUUUGAUUAAAAGGAUUGCAGUUGAUUACAUUUAUGCAUUUCUCAGAAGAAUUUGUAGGGAGAACAGUGUGAUUUUCCAUCUCCCUCAUGAGAGUUUGCUGAAUGUGGGUCAAAUUUUCUAUGUAUAGUCCCAUUCAAUCAAUAAGACAUUUUCAUGUGUUUCUCUGCA
This is a messenger RNA of Dioscorea cayenensis subsp. rotundata (Guinea yam), 3034 nucleotides long. RefSeq names its product probable potassium transporter 11. The record is from RefSeq and is a predicted model, not a curated record. Gene Ontology annotation, molecular function: potassium ion transmembrane transporter activity. The coding region runs from base 630 to 2993 and encodes 787 amino acids. NCBI's taxonomy places the organism in Eukaryota, Viridiplantae, Streptophyta, Magnoliopsida, Dioscoreales, Dioscoreaceae. Gene Ontology annotation, biological process: potassium ion transmembrane transport. The transcript has 9 exons. Gene Ontology annotation, cellular component: membrane.